AUGCACUGCGCCAUUCUUCGUAUCGUCUUAUUUGUUCUCCUCGUCGCGUCAGGUCUCCCAGUUGGUGGCUGUUGGGGGUCGAUGAGUCUAAUAAAUCGAUGCUUCAUGCCCAUCGACUCGGGAAAGUGUCGUGGGUACUUCAUUCGAUAUGGAUAUGAUUCUGAAACCGACGAUUGCUAUCCAUUUAUCUACGGAGGUUGUCGAGGUAACAGGAACAAUUUCUUCACCUAUGAGGAAUGCAUGCAAAGAUGCUAUUUGAAAUUCAAAUAA
This is a messenger RNA of Rodentolepis nana, 270 nucleotides long. Lineage: Eukaryota; Metazoa; Platyhelminthes; Cestoda; Cyclophyllidea; Hymenolepididae. The record is from the annotation of a GenBank genome assembly.